AUUCUAACCCUCAAAACCUUUCCAUCAACGGAAUCACCGAUCUUCCUUCCCAUACAAAAAAAAAAUCAAUCUCCGGAAUCAUUCUCCGAUCGACUCGGUGGUUCGGUUUACGGUCGCCGGAACAUAACCGAUCCUAUUCCGUUUCGAAUCGGUGACCGGAGAUGGUGAAUUCCAUGGUUGAACGCGCCACGAGCGACAUGCUCAUCGGUCCCGAUUGGGCCAUGAAUAUCGAGAUCUGUGACAUGCUCAAUCAUGACCCUGGGCAAGCAAAGGACGUUGUCAAAGGUAUAAAGAAGCGGAUUGGAAGUAGACAUUCUAAAGCUCAACUCCUUGCAUUGACUUUGCUGGAGACAAUCAUAAAGAACUGUGGGGAUAUUGUUCACAUGCAUGUUGCAGAGAAAAAUGUGCUUCAUGAGAUGGUGAGAAUAGUAAAGAAAAAGCCUGAUUUUCAAGUCAAAGAGAAGAUAUUGGUUCUUAUAGAUACUUGGCAAGAAGCUUUUGGAGGACCAAGGGCAAGAUAUCCACAAUAUUAUGCUGCAUACCAGGAGCUGUUGCGUGCCGGGGCUGUAUUCCCUCAGAGAUCUGAACAGUCUGCACCUGUAUUCACUCCUCCACAAACCCAACCAUUGGCUUCAUACCCUCCAAACAUACGUGGCAUGGAUGGUCAGCCUGACACAGCUGAGACAUCUGCAGAAUCAGAAUUUCCGACACUAAGUUUGACCGAAAUACAGAAUGCACAUGGUAUAAUGGACGUUCUCGCGGAAAUGCUCAAUGCAAUAGACCCUAACAACAAAGAAGGGCUUAGACAGGAGGUUGUUGUUGAUUUGGUAGAGCAGUGUAGAACAUACAAGCAAAGAGUGGUCCACCUUGUAAACUCAACUACGGAUGAAUCAUUGCUAUGCCAGGGACUAGCUCUCAAUGAUGAUCUGCAGCGUGUACUUGCCAGGCAUGAAUCUUUUUUGUCAGGACUUUCUACUCAAAAUGGAAACCACUUGGAGAAUUCAAAACCUGCACCUGCUGGGCCACUUGUAGAUGUUGAUGCCCCAUUGGUUGAUACUGGAGAUAGUGGCAAACAAACUGAUGGGAGGUCUUCUUCUGGUGCUGAAGCAGGCUCGCAAACAUUGAAUCAGUUAAUGCUUCCCGCACCAGCUACAUCUAAUGGUUCUGCUGUACCUGCCAAAGUUGAUCCCAAGUGGGACCUUCUCAGUGGUGAUACCUAUGAUUCUCCAAAAGCAGAUACUUCACUUGCUCUUGUUCCUCUGGGAGAACAACAUGCUGCCAGUCCUGUGUCUGAUCAGAACGCCCUUGUUCUUUUUGAUAUGUUUUCUAACGGAGACAAUGCACCCACGCCUGUCAAUACCCAGCCAACCCAGCAAACUAAUGUUGCUGGCCAAUCUGGUCCAUUUACUCCUCAAUUUCAACAACAGCAGACUUUUAUAUCUCAAGGUGGAUUUUACCCUAAUGGAAGUGUGCCAAAUGCUGGUUCCCCUCAGUAUGAGCAAUCACCGCUCACACAAAGUACAGCUCCUGCCUGGAAUGGUCAGAUUCCCAAUGGAAGUGUGUCAAAUUCUGGUUCUCAUCAGUAUGAGCAAUCACUGCAUACACAAAGUACAGGUCCUGCCUGGAAUGGUCAGGUUGCAGAACAGCAACAGCCAGCUUCUCCUUAUGGUGCGCAAAAUAGUGGAUCAUUGCCGCCACCUCCAUGGGAAGCUCAACCAGCUGACAAUGGCAGUCAGCUAGCAGGCGCACAGUAUCCACAACCACCGCAAAUCAGUCAUAUGGCUACAACACAUGUACAAAGUGCUGCAAAUCAUCAAAUGCCUCAAGCAAUGGGUUAUGGCCAGGCUGGUGGUAUGUAUAUGCAGCCGAAUGUGAACAAUCAUUUGUCAGCAAACAAUAACCAUUUUGGAAACAAUCAAUUAGGCAUGCCCCCUCAGCACAUGCAAGGUGGUGCAGUGAACUACAUGGGGAUGGCUUCACAUCAAAUGCAAGGUGGUCCUGCAGUUUCCAUGUAUCCACAACAGAUGUAUGGAAACCAAUUUGUAGGUUAUGGCUACGGUCAACAACAACAACAACACGGAGUUCCUUACAUUGAGCAGCAAAUGCAUGGAAUGUCUGUAAGAGACGAUAGUUAUUUGCGAAACUCUAAUCAGGUGUCUACAUCUUAUGUUCCAUCAGGGAAGCCGUCCAAGCCAGAGGAUAAGUUAUUUGGGGACCUUGUGAACAUGGCAAAAGUGAAGCCAAAACCAUCUCCAGCUCGAGCUGGUAGCAUGUAAAACAUCUCUUGGUUUGCAUUUUAGCUGUUUGCUAACUUGUGAUGUUUUUGUUUUAUAUACAUAGUUUGUUACAUAUUGUUUGCUUGUCUGGGAAUUAGCAUUCAUGUAAAUUGAUUCUAGGGGAAACAUUGAAAAAUGGAAAACCGAGAAGGGUGGAGAAAGAUAGAAGGGUGGUGGAAGCAUUAAAAAAUGGAGGUCUUAUUUCCGUCUGCUCCUUUUUCUUUUGUUGAUUCAGUUGUCCUUUACUUCUAUUGAUAUUGAAAUAAAUGGAAAGACUGGCAUUGGAUAGAAUGACAAAGAUUUCCUAUUAGUUAA
Vicia villosa (hairy vetch) is the source of this 2591-nucleotide messenger RNA. RefSeq names its product TOM1-like protein 9. Gene Ontology annotation, molecular function: phosphatidylinositol binding; ubiquitin binding. NCBI's taxonomy places the organism in Eukaryota, Viridiplantae, Streptophyta, Magnoliopsida, Fabales, Fabaceae. Gene Ontology annotation, biological process: protein transport to vacuole involved in ubiquitin-dependent protein catabolic process via the multivesicular body sorting pathway. The transcript is spliced from 10 exons. Bases 162 to 2276 code for a protein of 704 amino acids. The record is from RefSeq and is a predicted model, not a curated record.